AUGCUUGAACUAACACCUGAAAAUGAUGACUUUUUUUGCGCUAAUGAAUCAUUAAUUAAAAUUGAUCGCGAUCUAACGACACGCAUUUGCGCUCCGUGGGAAAAAUUUUGCAUUACGACCGUGGAAACGUCAUUGAAAGCGUUUAGUGCCGUGUCACGUGCAUGCGGUGAUAUAUGCCGUGAGCCCUGCGAAUCAAACGGUUACGGAACAGACAUGGUCCGAUGUGAUAAUUGUUGCGCGGAAGAUUUCUGUAACGGAAACUAUUCCGUCCGUUAUUAUAUGGAACUUAUGAAACAACAGCACACAUCGUGGUUUAAGCCAUUAGUGGGCGAAAGACUUUACAAUCGUAUGAAUAAUAUUACUUUUCCAUACUAA
This is a messenger RNA of Acanthocheilonema viteae, 375 nucleotides long. The record is from the annotation of a GenBank genome assembly. NCBI's taxonomy places the organism in Eukaryota, Metazoa, Nematoda, Chromadorea, Rhabditida, Onchocercidae.